UUCACAGAUUCGCAAAAAACAAAUUUGAAUUUGCUGGCGAAGCAAGCGUGGGAAUGUUUUUCUGGCCCUGAAAGAUAUUAAGAUAGUAUUUUUUAAAACGUUUUGGCGAAACGGUAGGGAGGUCAGACUCAGUUGUAGUGAAAGCGCGGAACUCAUUGGAACGGUAGAGGAGGAAGAAGAAAACAGCCGCCAAGAAGGGGAUGAAGCGUUUGCGGUAGCUGCGGCGGCUAAUGCUCUCAAAGGUGUGAGGAAUUGGGAUGGGCCUGCUUCCUAAGUAGAAGAAACCUGCGGAAGUAACUUGCACCGUUUUCUGGUGCAGAAACACUGACUUCGGACGAGUAGGUCUCUUGAGUGGAUCACAGAGGAAGAAAAGUCAGAAGAACAGUUCUGAGAUUCUCUAGUCACGUUUCUCAAAAUUAAGAUAAUUAAAAACUGUCCUCAUGGCUAGAAUUGUAGAUUCUAAUCUAAGUGCACUUUAUUUUAAUAUUUGAAAUCUGUCAUUGCACUCAAACUGAAAACCCCAGUUUGUAUUUAUAACAUUUAUAUGAAUGGCAUAGUGUGAUGCUUAAAAUGGCAGUUGAUAUUUAUUAUUUUAUAAGUGUAGUAAAAUAAUGCGACUGAAAUCAUUGAAGCAUUAUUUUACCUAAAGAAGAUAUCUCCUUCGUUAAUGGAUUGUCAUGUCCGAAGAUGGUCUUUUGGAGGAAGACAUUUGGGAAUAUAAAUCUAUCAGGAAGCAAAAGCCAAUAAGCCAACAUUCAGAAGUCAUUGCUACCAAUAUACAAAAAGCAAAGGUUGGAAAUGAUAAAUCACGAAGAAAUGACAAUAGAAAUGAUGGGAAAACACCCAAAGGAAAAGAGGCCCCUAAGAAGACAAAGCAAAGGCCAAGAAAAAGAGGUAACCAGACCCCCUUAAAGCCAGUUUUUUCCAGUGAUGAUCCUAUUAAACUGUCACAGGAAGGUCUGUCAACAACUUCAGCAAAAGAAACAAAAAUCUGCGAGAGGCAAAACUCUGCAAAAGCCAGACCAGUUUUUGAGGGGUAUUGCCCAAGUUGUCAAAUGCCAUUCUCUUUAUUGUUGAUCGAGACACCUCAGUGGCACGUUACAGAAUGUUUGGAUGUCUCAGGAACUGCUGAGAAAGAAUGUCCUGAUGGUGUCUUGUGCUCUUCAGUCAUUCCUUCUCAUUACAAACGCUACAGCCAUUUCCAACUUGCAGCAAGCAGAGCACAGGACUCUACUUCUGCAUUCUCCUUAUCUAGUGCAGAAAAUAAUUUCAUUAGACCUGGUGCUGCUUCAUGUAAUGAAUUUAACUGUAGAGUAUUCCAGGAUAUGAAGGUCUUUCAGAGUUUGGAAAAAUCAAAACAGUCUCUUCUGUUACCAAAAGAGAGUUCAAAGACUAUGGAUUCCAUCAAUAUAACCAACAUCGUGGCUUCAUCUUUGGGAAAUAUUAAAGAACCUGAACAUACAUUACAGUAUAUAGAUGGAACAAAGCGGGUUGAAUGCCUUAGUCCUUUUUCUCAAGAAACUGGAAGAACUGAGAAGCUGGACAGUCAGCUUUGCUCUUUUCAGCAGAAUACCUAUGUCUCAGAAGCUGAUUUGAAUGACAGUGACAUUUCUUACUCUCCACUUCAUACAGAUGAGGAAAAUGCUACAGAAACAGACGAGGCAGACAAGGAAGCAUUGGAGAGGAAGGUAGCAGUAGCAAAGAUAACAUGUAAAAAAAAUCUAUUUGAUACCAGAAAUUUGGAAAGUCAAAGUAGAACUGUUGGAAGUUUAUCUAAUAGACCACAACAGAUGCAAUUUCAGCAUAAAAGUGUUAAAAUGAUGCAAUAUGGAACAACAAUCAAUGAACCCUCUGAAAUUUUACCGGCAAGUAUGGAUGGAACAUCUAAGCCUCUCCCCCAAAAGAGCAUGCAUAGUAACAUUGGCAGUUCAGCAAGUUUUCUUGAUCAGCUGAAAUGUCCCACAGGAGAUUUCAGUUUAAGAAAAGCUGAGGAAGAGCUUGACUGGCUUAAAAUGAACUCUUCUAAUUUUAAUGCAGGUGACUGUGGGCAGGGCAGCUCUAAUGACAGUUAUUGGCUCUCUGCAGGUUCUGCUGUUAAGGAUCUAGUGCUUUCUUCAAAAUCUGAAAAAGGGGCUCUGCAGUCAUUCCAGCUAGGUCAAAGUGAGGUAGAAGAAAAGCUCAGUAACUUAGAUAUUAAAGGUAAGACUGUUAUUCAUACAUGCAGAAAUAGAGUGGUUCAGCACAAUUUAUGUUCAGAAAAAGACGAAGUAUCUUGUAAUAGUAUAGCUAUGUCUGUUUUUCCUGGUACAGUUUCUGAAACACAGCAGUCCAUUCCUGCUACAAACACUAAAGUCCAAACCACUCCUCCCAAACAGCUAAAACAAAUGGACAUUGGUGUUUUCUUUGGGUUGCAACCAAAAGUAAAAACUGAGAAUAUCCCAAAGAAAAAUCUUGAGGAAGCUGUGAUUAUGAAUCUGUCAGCUGCAAAUGGAAAAAAGCUCAUAUCUCGAAAGAGGAAGGCUGAAGGAUCAGUAGGAGACUCUGAUGCAAUCACAGAAAAUUCAAACAUUAAGUAUGAUACUCCAGCAGGUAGAACAUCUGGUGGACAGAGAAGGCAGAAAAAAAGAUACAGAGAGUCAUGUCCUGCUGAAGCUGAAAGAAAAAAGCAGUGUCCCUUUUAUAAGAAGAUACCAGGCACAGGUUUUGUAGUAGAUGCAUUCCAAUAUGGAGAGAUUGAAGGAUGCACGGCUUAUUUCCUUACCCACUUCCAUUCUGAUCAUUAUGGUGGCCUAACUAAAAAGUUUACAUUCCCAAUAUACUGCAAUAAGAUAACUGGAAACUUGGUAAAGAAUAAACUGGGAGUGCAAGAGCAAUAUGUCCAUAUCCUGCCAAUGGAUAGAGAAUGUAUAAUAAAUGGCAUCAAAGUAGUGUUGCUUGAUGCUAAUCAUUGUCCUGGUGCUGCAAUGAUCCUUUUCUCCCUUCCAAAUGGCACAGUAAUAUUACAUACAGGCGACUUUAGGGGAGAUCCUUCUAUGGAGUGCUGUCCUUUCCUGAGUGGUUGGAGAGUUCAUACUGUUUACUUGGAUACAACAUAUUGUAGUCCUGAAUACACUUUUCCUUCGCAGCAAGAAGUGAUUCAAUUUGCUGUCAGUACUGCCUUUGAAAGAGUGACUGUAAACCCACGAACAUUAGUUGUUUGUGGAACAUAUUCUGUUGGAAAAGAAAAAGUCUUUCUAGCUAUAGCUGAAGUUUUGGGCUCAAAAGCAAGCAUGUCUCAGGAGAAAUACAAAACCCUACAAUGCUUGGAAUCGGCAACAAUAAAUUCCCUCAUCACUUUGAACUGGAAUAAUACCUUGCUACAUCUUCUGCCUAUGAUGCAAAUUAAUUUUAAGAAUUUGCAGAAUCAUUUGAAUAAGUUCUCUGAGAAUUUUGAUCAUAUUUUGGCUUUUAAGCCCACCGGGUGGACAUAUUCAGAUGGAUGUUGUUCUCUGAGUGAUAUCCAACCUCAGACAAGAGGAAAUAUCACUAUAUAUGGGAUUCCUUACAGUGAGCACAGCAGUUUCCUUGAAAUGAAACGAUUUAUUCAGUGGUUGAAACCUCAGAAAAUUGUUCCUACUGUAAAUGUAGGAAAUUGGAAAGCUAGACAUGAAAUGGAGAAGCAUUUCAGGGACUGGAAGAUGGAAGUUGCAGAAUGGAAUUAAGAAGUGUAAGAUUUUUACUACAAUAAUUAUAUGCCUUAAAUUCUGAAAAAAUUUUCUCCAUUGUUCUUUGACUCUGACUCACAUGGAAACAAUGGAGCAAGUCAACAGAACAUGCUGUAUUUACAGAAUUUACAGAAUCCAGAAGAUAUACACGGACCUCAAAAAAUGAAAUCAAGCAAUAUAUAGUCAUUAAUGUUUUUACAUUUUAUCUUCAUUUAUUCUAUUUAAAAAAUAAAUA
Python bivittatus (Burmese python) is the source of this 3939-nucleotide messenger RNA. RefSeq names its product DNA cross-link repair 1A (gene DCLRE1A). Lineage: Eukaryota; Metazoa; Chordata; Lepidosauria; Squamata; Pythonidae. Gene Ontology annotation, molecular function: damaged DNA binding; 5'-3' DNA exonuclease activity. The record is from RefSeq and is a predicted model, not a curated record. Gene Ontology annotation, biological process: interstrand cross-link repair; double-strand break repair via nonhomologous end joining.